UGUCUGUCAAAAGUCGGUCAAGAUAUUGAAUGCCAAAUUUAUUUUCUCAACUGGAAAUUGGAUUUCACUGAAAGUGUUAAGUGGUUUUCAGCAGCGGCAAGGAGCACCGAGACGACGUAUUACAAAAAUUUCAUCCAGCAGAAACUUUGCACACUUGAACGACAUGGCCGAUAUGCCCGACCUCGAGAGCCACGAGUCCAUCGACGAACAGGAGGAAAUCGAAGCAACCAUGAACGCGGCGGUUCCAAAAAUACCCAUAGCCACCGGGUCCCUGAAGCCCGGACCUGCAGCUCCCGAGACGGCGGCUACCUCCGGCAAGGGUGAGAAGCCGGAGAUCAAGGCGGAACCGCCUUCCAACUCCUAUGUGAAGGGCCUCGAGAAGGACUCGAAGGACGGGGAAUCCCCCAAGAAACCCGACUCUGAUAAGCAGGUCAGUGUUACGCCUGAGCUGAAGGAACAACCGCAAGCUCUUCGCCAAUCCGGGGAUCAGAAUAACACUCGUCAGCUGGGCAAAGACAUGGGCCUGGAGGAACAUGCUCCUCCGGAAGCUCUUCGUCAAUCCGGGGAUCAGAAUAACACCCGUCAGCUGGGCGGAGACAUGGGCUUGGAGGAACAAGCCCCACCGCAAGCUCUUCCCCAGUCCGGGGAUCAGAAUAACGCCCGUCAGCUGGGCGAAGACAUGGGCCUGGAGGAACAAGCUACUCCGGAAGCUCUUCCCCAAUCCGAGGAUCAGAACAACACCCGUCAGCUGGGCGAAGACUUGGGCCUGGAGGAACAAGCUCCUCCCGAAGCUCUUCGCCAAUCCGAGGAGGAACAAAAACAAUCUGAGGGAAAUUCCUUGCCAAAGCGCAAAUAUCAGGAUACGGACAACGAUUCGCUCGCUACACCGGCCAAGAAACCAAAGCUAAUGGAUCCAUAAGACAAGGACCAGGAGAUAGUCAUCGCCAAACUCCUGCUCGCCUUGACAAAGAUGUGGAUCCUUCUCAAACUUAAACUAUGCCUAUAAGUCAUCUCUACGCCACGCCAGUACUCCCCUUACCUGACAAAUCACCACAAUUAUUACACUUUAAAUAAAAAAACGGACAGUUCUUUGUC
Drosophila subpulchrella is the source of this 1095-nucleotide messenger RNA. RefSeq names its product retinitis pigmentosa 1-like 1 protein. NCBI's taxonomy places the organism in Eukaryota, Metazoa, Arthropoda, Insecta, Diptera, Drosophilidae. The transcript is spliced from 2 exons. The record is from RefSeq and is a predicted model, not a curated record. The coding region runs from base 164 to 919 and encodes 251 amino acids.